Molecule: messenger RNA, 729 nt
Organism: Penaeus chinensis
Lineage: Eukaryota; Metazoa; Arthropoda; Malacostraca; Decapoda; Penaeidae
Exons: 4
Coding region: 104-448 (114 amino acids)
Source: RefSeq, a predicted model, not a curated record
UACAGGUGUGCACAGCAACCACUUGUGUUGGGCGCUAAUAAACCUUUGUUUUCUGACGGCUUUAGAACACUACGGUAGCUUCAAGACUCAAAGCAAGGUCGCCAUGGGGUUCGUCAAGGCAUUUCUUGUUUGUCUGGCCGUUGUCACAAUGACAAAGGCAGAUGUACUCAUGUUCGACGAGGCCGACUUCAGUGCCCCGUACCCACUUCCCGGCCCAAUGAUUGAUUCUCAGGGCAAUAUGUUCGUCCCACUGUUAAAGGGAUACACCGUCGGGGAAUGGUGGGCUGCCACCACCGUAGUCCAGGUCCUGCAAGCGGACGUCGAGAGAGGAUCUGAGUUGGAUAGCCAAGUGGACAGGUUCAUGCCGAGGGAUACGAGUGACUCCGAGGACGAAGCAAAAGGGGAACAAGAAAUCGUACAGGCGGUCCGCAUGGAGACACGUAGCUAGGAGAGCACUUUUUUUAUUUUAUUUUUUUUUUAUAAUAUGAAAUUGUUUAAGAAAGAAAGUGCUGGUCUAAAUUCAUGAGAUGUGAAUUUUUCGACUGAAAAGGGAAGAGAAUCCUUCACGAUUGCAUUAUUUAUUGGUUUAAGAAGAACCACGAAAAUAAAAUCUAAAGAAGUAAAUAAAGUAAAUUAAAAUUUCUUAAUGACUCCAACUGGGGUGAAAUGUUCGAAAUGUCUGAGAUCUGAAAACAUAACAUAUUGGUAAAUAAAGAAAAGUAAAAAUGA